GUGUAUGGGCGUUGGGGGAUUGCUAACGGGGCCUACGAAAUCUGUCUGCUUCGAUUGCCAAAACUUGGCACUGGCGUGACCACAGCGGAGCAGGGAAGAACACUGGGGCUUGACAAGGGAGCCGUGACAUGCUCCUGGUCAUUGCUGGUCUCACCUAACUUUUGUCAGGAAUCCUGGUUCGGUGGAGGAACGAGAGCGUGAUAUGUGGGGGCCAUCGGCGGGUGGGAGCUGGACGCUGCACCAUACCUGAUGAGACCGGUCGGGGGUUAUACCCCUCGAUCUUUGAUAUGGAGGUUUUUGCGGGGAUCUCCUGCCCUGACACUGUUGUCAGGGGCAGCCCGCGAAGGAGAAGGAGCGGGAGGAGGAGCGUGGGGGAGUCCAGUAGGAGGAGCGGGAGAAGGGGGAGGAGCGGAGGAGGAGCAGGAGGAGGUGCGGGACAAGGAGGGAGACAAGGAGGGGGAGGAGGAGCGGGAGGAGCGGGAGGAGAGCGAGGAGGAGGAGGAGGAGGAGGAGGAGGAGGAGGAGGAGGGGGAGGAGGAGUGGCAGGAGAAGGGGCGGCAGGAAACGGUGAGGGGGAGUUAACGAGCUCGCGGGAGGCGGGUAUGAAAAGCAGAAGGAGAAGGGUGGGGAAAGGAAAGCCGGCGGGUCAGCCAGCGAGAAAAAGCGCCGGACGAGGAACGGAAGGAGGAGCGGGAGGAGGAGGAGGACCGGAGGAGAAGCAGGAGGAGGUGCGGGAAAGGGAGCGGGAAAGGGAGCGGGAGAAGGAGCGGGAGGAGAAGGGGGACGAGGAGCGGGAGGAGGAGGAGGAGCGCGAGGAGGAGCGGGAGGAGAAGCAGGAGAACGAGUGCGAGGAGGAGCAGGACAAGGGGCGGUGGGAAACGGGGAGGGGGAAUUAACGAACGCGCCGGAUGGAUUGGAAAAGCGGAAGGAGGGAAGGGAGGAGAGGGGUGGGGUCGAGGAAGGGUGGACGCGGACGCUCUCUCUCUCUCUCUCUCUCUCUCUCUCUCUCUCUCUCUCUCUCUCUCUCUCUCUCUCACACACACACACACACACACACACACACCUGUCGGCAGGUGUGGAGUCGGGGCGAUGCGGGUGGGAGGAAGUGGAGGGAGAAGAGAGGAGCGGGGACGACUGAGAGGGCGGAAGGCCGGCGAG
Molecule: messenger RNA, 1158 nt
Organism: Chara braunii
Lineage: Eukaryota; Viridiplantae; Streptophyta; Charophyceae; Charales; Characeae
Source: the annotation of a GenBank genome assembly